AGACAGCUAUUUAGAGAAAUGGGAGGACAUUAGAGCGAGAGACAGGUAUGUAGAGAAACGGAGAACGGAGAGAGAGACAGACAAACAGAAGCACCGUGAGCGACAGACAAACGGAGAGAGAGCAGACAGACAAACGGAGAGAGUUGACCCCAGCUGCACCUGAUUGCGUUUCAAAGAUAUGAUUGUGAGCUGUGGUGUCCCGUGAACGAGCGCUUUGAGCUGCAUCGACCGCCCGCAUCAUAGCGACAUGACGGCCUCCACUAAGCUCCUUGAUGAGUUGUGUCACCUGUCGGUGCAGUCGAUGACCUCGCUGGAGACCGAGGACCACUUCCGGGUCGUUAAGCUGCUGGGGGAGGGGUCAUACGGCAAGGUCAUGCUGGUGGUUCAUAAGAAGACAGGCUCCCCCAUGGCCCUGAAGUACUUCCUGCGGGCGUCGACCUCGCUCUUCUCCUUCCUGCGGGAAUACAACCUGUCGCUGGCGUUCUGCGCCCACCCCUCGCUGACCCGCGCCCUCGGCAUCGCCUACCGGACCCCCACCCACUAUGUCUUCGCCCAGCAGGUGGGCCUCCACGGAGACCUGUACGACCUCAUCGUCCCAGAGGGGGGCGUGGAGGAAGGCUCCGUCCAGAGGGUGGUCUCUCAGCUGAGUGGGGCUCUGGCCCACCUCCACGCCCACGGCCUGGUCCACCGCGACCUGAAGCCGGAGAACGUCUUCCUCUGCGACCCCGCCGGCAGCUGGGUGAAGCUGGGGGACUUCGGCAUGGUGAAGGCGGUGGGCAGCCGCAUCCAGGAGGUCUGGUACAGCUCCGCCUACUGCCCCCCCGAGGCCCAGGGCGCCCGGCGGGGGGGGGCUGGAGCGCCGCUGUGGGUGGCGGCCGACCCCAGCGUGGACUGCUGGGCCCUCGGCAUCCUGACCUACGCCCUGCUCACCGGCGCCCUGCCCUGGGCCGAGACCGCCUGCUGCAACCCGUCCUACCGCCGCUACAGGGACUGGGUCUGCCGCCACCGCUGCGGGCCCAGCCCCCCCGUGGCCCCCCAGUUCCGCGGCUUCACCCCCUUGGCCUGCUCCCUGUUCCGGGCCCUUCUGGACCCGCGGCCCAGGCUCCGGGGGAGGCCGGGCGACGCCCUGGCCUUCCUGGGGGAGGAGUGGCUGAGGGGGGAGGAGCGGAGCCGGCUGGAGGCGGAGAGGAAGAGGAGGAGGAGCGGGGGGGAGGCACUCAGAACCUUGAGUCACCAAACAUCCCAUAAUGACAGCGAGGUGUUAGCGGAGCUUAAUGAGGCUAGCAGAAAAGAAGCCAGCGGUCAGCUAGAACUUAGAUCCAAGAUGGCCGCUAGGAGCAGGGCCUCAGCUCUGUGAUUCCUGGGCUGGACACGCCCACUUGUGAUGUAACAAGUGGAGUACAGUGACAUCACAACAUCACACCUCUUGGUAAAACAGGCGACCUUUGACCUAUUAAAUAAAAGGUUUUGUCCGAUGAUUGUGGAAGAAAUAUCACAAAUAUUAACUGCUGUUCAGCCUUGUAUGGCUUUAGUAAAAUGUGUAAAACAUUGA
Gadus chalcogrammus (walleye pollock) is the source of this 1552-nucleotide messenger RNA. RefSeq names its product serine/threonine-protein kinase SBK2-like. The coding region runs from base 248 to 1357 and encodes 369 amino acids. Gene Ontology annotation, molecular function: protein serine/threonine kinase activity; ATP binding. NCBI's taxonomy places the organism in Eukaryota, Metazoa, Chordata, Actinopteri, Gadiformes, Gadidae. The transcript is spliced from 6 exons. The record is from RefSeq and is a predicted model, not a curated record. Gene Ontology annotation, biological process: peptidyl-threonine phosphorylation; peptidyl-serine phosphorylation.